UUCAAUGAUUGAACUUGGUUUAUAUUUUACUUCCAUUUCUAGAAUCUUAGUUGGACAUUGAUACGUUUUGCAAUCAUAGGAACAACCAAAGGCCUAUUCCUCUCUGGUAAAAGAAAUUCCUUGACUCUCAAACAGAACCAAAGAUGGUUUUUCAAUCAGUAACUCUCUCUUUCUCCUCUUAGACAUCAAUAAAACAAUUUCGAUUCAGGAGGGCGUGUGACCCCAUUUAUGCUCAUAAAAUCUUCUCUCUCAGCAUAUAUCCAAUCUGAGAGCCUAAAAGGACAAACAGAAAGGCUCCUUUUUCUUCUCUCUGGGUGAGCAGAGAGUGUUUGCUCAUUGAAAGAGACUGUUGGUAUAGAGAGAGAGAGAGAGAGAGAGAGAGAGAGAGAGGGGACAGAUGAGUUUCAGGGACGAUUCUGACGAUGGGAGGGAUCUACGGAAGCCGUUUCUACAUACCGGAAGUUGGUACCGGAUGGGUUCCAGGAUGGGGUCCAGUAUGCUGGGCUCAUCUCAGGCUAUUCGUGAUAGCUCCGUCUCUGUUGUAGCCUGCGUUAUGAUAGUUGCUUUGGGUCCUAUCCAAUUCGGUUUCACUUCUGGUUAUUCUUCUCCUACACAAUCUGCAAUCAUCAAGGAUCUUGGCCUAACAGUCUCAGAGUUUUCUCUAUUUGGUUCUUUAUCAAAUGUGGGUGCCAUGGUUGGGGCAAUAGCCAGUGGUCAGAUAGCUGAGUACAUCGGACGAAAAGGGUCUUUAAUGAUUGCUGCUAUUCCUAAUGUAAUUGGAUGGCUUGCUAUAUCUUUUGCAAGAGAUUCAUCUUUUCUUUACAUGGGAAGGUUGUUGGAAGGUUUUGGUGUGGGAAUAAUCUCUUAUACGGUGCCUGUCUAUAUAGCUGAGAUAGCACCUCAAAACUUGAGGGGGGCUUUGGGUUCAGUGAAUCAGCUGUCUGUCACAAUUGGAAUAAUGCUGGCCUAUCUGCUGGGACUUUUUGUUCAGUGGAGGGUACUUGCAGUUUUAGGAGUACUUCCUUGUACAAUUUUGAUACCUGGUCUCUUUUUCAUUCCAGAAUCUCCCCGAUGGCUGGCAAAAAUGGGUAUGACAGAAGAUUUCGAAGCUUCUUUGCAAGUUCUCAGAGGUUUUGAUGCUGAUAUUUCUAUUGAAGUGAAUGAAAUCAAGAGGUCUGUAGCAUCAACAACUAGAAGAACUACAAUUCGAUUUGCACAACUCAAACAAAGGAGAUAUUGGUUCCCAUUGAUGGUUGGAGUUGGAUUACUUAUGCUGCAACAGCUUAGUGGCAUUAAUGGUCUUCUAUUUUAUUCCAGUACCAUAUUUGAAGCUGCUGGGGUUAAAUCCAGCAAUGUAGCUACCUUUGGACUUGGUGCCGUUCAGGUCGUUGCUACUGCUGUAACUACAUGGUUGGCGGACAAAGCAGGACGCCGGCUCCUGCUUAUAGUAAGUUUAUUCUACUUUUGUUUUUUGUACUUUGUUGGUAAUAACCUAGAACCAAAACAAGAGUAUUGGUUUUGCCUUUUCUUAUUUCAGGUCUCCUCUUCUGGAAUGACUCUCAGCCUCCUAAUUGUUGCAGUAUCAUUCUAUAUAAAGGACGUAGUAUCUAGUGAUUCUACCCUUUAUAGCAUUAUGGGCAUAUUGUCAGUAGUUGGAGUUGUGGCUGUGGUGGUUGCCUUCUCUCUAGGAAUGGGGCCCAUUCCUUGGGUUAUAAUGUCAGAGAUUCUUCCAAUAAAUAUCAAGGGUCUUGGUGGAAGUAUAGCAACGCUUUCCAACUGGUUCUUUUCUUGGGUGGUUACAAUGACUGCCAACCUGCUUUUGGAUUGGAGUAGUGGAGGAACCUUCACGAUUUACAUGAUCGUGAGUGCUUUCACUAUCCUAUUUGUGGCUCUUUGGGUCCCCGAGACAAAGGGGAGAACACUGGAAGAAAUCCAAUGGUCUUUCAGAUGAGCUUUUCUUCUCCUUGUUACAUUUUGCUUAGAAGAAGCCAGUUCUUGCAUCCAUUUUCAAAUUAUCUCUCACAGGAUCUCUAGAUGUAAAAUUUUUGUUUGCAAUUUAUCUUCUUUUUGGCAUAGAAAAAGGCAUAUUCUCUGGCUAGCAUCUUCUGUUCCUGGCUUUGUAUUUUUACAUGACUCCGUUUCAUCCUCAAAACAAAUAUCUGUAUUGUCUGCUUAUGUGAGUGAUUAAAUUCAUUUAUAUACUUUCGACGAGCAAAUUGCUUUCGCUUUCA
Messenger RNA from Theobroma cacao (cacao), 2231 nucleotides. Lineage: Eukaryota; Viridiplantae; Streptophyta; Magnoliopsida; Malvales; Malvaceae. The record is from RefSeq and is a predicted model, not a curated record.